Molecule: messenger RNA, 1666 nt
Organism: Peromyscus leucopus (white-footed mouse)
Lineage: Eukaryota; Metazoa; Chordata; Mammalia; Rodentia; Cricetidae
Product: pituitary homeobox 3
Exons: 4
Coding region: 88-996 (302 amino acids)
Biological process (GO): regulation of transcription by RNA polymerase II; anatomical structure morphogenesis
Cellular component (GO): nucleus
Molecular function (GO): DNA-binding transcription factor activity, RNA polymerase II-specific; RNA polymerase II cis-regulatory region sequence-specific DNA binding
Source: RefSeq, a predicted model, not a curated record
CCGCCGCCACCGCCGCCGCCGCCGCUGCCGCCGCCACCACCACCACCCGGAGUCUGCCUGCUGCCGGGACACACUAGCCCACCCUCCAUGGAGUUCGGGCUGCUCAGCGAGGCCGAGGCUCGGAGCCCUGCGCUGUCUCUGUCAGAUGCAGGCACUCCACACCCUCCUCUCCCGGAACAUGGCUGCAAAGGCCAGGAGCACAGUGACUCGGAGAAGGCCUCGGCCUCACUGCCGGGGGGUUCCCCCGAGGACGGCUCUCUGAAGAAGAAGCAGCGGCGGCAGCGCACGCACUUCACCAGCCAGCAACUGCAGGAGCUGGAGGCCACCUUCCAGAGGAAUCGCUACCCCGACAUGAGCACGCGCGAAGAGAUCGCGGUGUGGACCAACCUCACCGAGGCCCGCGUGCGGGUGUGGUUCAAAAACAGACGCGCCAAGUGGCGGAAGCGGGAGCGCAGCCAGCAGGCGGAGCUGUGCAAGGGUGGCUUCGCAGCCCCGCUCGGGGGCCUGGUGCCGCCCUACGAGGAGGUGUACCCCGGCUACUCGUAUGGCAACUGGCCGCCCAAAGCGCUCGCCCCGCCGCUCGCCGCCAAGACCUUCCCGUUCGCCUUCAACUCGGUCAACGUGGGGCCUCUGGCUUCGCAGCCGGUAUUCUCACCACCCAGCUCCAUCGCCGCCUCCAUGGUGCCCUCGGCCGCCGCUGCUCCGGGCACCGUACCAGGUCCCGGAGCCUUGCAGGGCCUGGGCGGGGCACCCCCCGGGCUGGCUCCAGCCGCCGUGUCCUCCGGGGCAGUGUCCUGCCCUUACGCCUCGGCAGCCGCAGCCGCCGCUGCAGCCGCCUCCUCCCCCUACGUAUACCGGGACCCGUGUAACUCGAGCCUGGCUAGCCUGCGGCUCAAAGCCAAACAGCACGCCUCCUUCAGCUACCCCGCCGUGCCCGGGCCGCCUCCGGCCGCCAACCUCAGCCCUUGCCAGUACGCCGUGGAACGGCCAGUGUGAGCCGCAGGUCUGUGGAUCAUCCCCGAGGGCGGGGCAGGAAUUCACAGCCUCCCCGGACAAGGGUCGCCUAGACUGGCUUGCCCUCGUCCCAAGGUCUGAAAGGGGUGCUUGGGCACCCGGGGAGGGGCGGCAGGCUCCGAAGGGGGCCUUUCCCUUCACCGCCCCGAGGGGUGGUCUGGCCCCUAAACGGAGACCGCGCCCCUGGGACUAAGGCCAGGAAUAGGGACCAGCUCCCCCAGGGCCAAUUCACCCUUGGCCCAUCCCGCCUUCUCCAGACUUCCCCUAUCCCGUUUUCAAAGAUCACUGAAAUAAACGUGCACGGACUGUCAAAGGCCUGAUGAUUCAGACUCGCGGUUGAGCCCUCCUUCCUCUCAUCCUUCCCAUUGUCCAAGAGGACAGCUGGAUGUACAGGAACGGAGUGAGCCUCCGGGCUUGGGAGGCUUCAGUCUCACUCCUUUCCUCCAGGAUGGGGAAGCAGGGAUUCCUGGAGUCAAGGAAAGUGAAGCUUGGUGAGACCAGCUAGUUGACAGGGAUCGUCCUAUGCUGGUGCUGCGACGCCACCUCGUGGUCUCAGGGAGGACAGCUGGCAGGUCUGGUCUCUACCGCUUAACUUUCAGGAAUCUAUUUUGCAAUUUAGGAAGCCUAUGAUUUUAGCACUUGUUUCUCACUG